Peniophora sp. CBMAI 1063 is the source of this 191-nucleotide messenger RNA. The record is from the annotation of a GenBank genome assembly. Lineage: Eukaryota; Fungi; Basidiomycota; Agaricomycetes; Russulales; Peniophoraceae.
UCGAUAACGAGUCCACGAUGACUGUCCGUCGCAAUGCUGGUCUUGAAUCCAACGAUGCUGACGGAGGGAUCGGCGUCAUAGGCGAAGGUGUCGUGCGCGGAGAAUUGCAGCCGCUCUUGCACGCCGCGGAAGGCGUCGGCGAGCUCGGGCUGGAAUUCGCGCAGCUCGUCAAGCGGCGUGCGCAGCGAUAG